This is a messenger RNA of Colletotrichum chrysophilum, 1236 nucleotides long. RefSeq lists its product as uncharacterized. The annotation marks the transcript as partial. The transcript has a single exon. Gene Ontology annotation, biological process: lipid catabolic process. Gene Ontology annotation, molecular function: triacylglycerol lipase activity. The record is from RefSeq and is a predicted model, not a curated record. Lineage: Eukaryota; Fungi; Ascomycota; Sordariomycetes; Glomerellales; Glomerellaceae.
GCAAUCAAGGAAGGCAAUGCAGAAGACCUUGAAUUCUACGGCACUCAUUUCGACUACGACUUCUACAAAACUGCAGCCAAUUUCUCUGGCUCGAAACCUGGCGAUGUUCUCAAACUCGAGCCAAUUCCCCCAUCCAAUCUCAGCACACCUGCUGGUGUCGCUGCGUACAAGAUUCAGUACACGAGUGCCGACAUCAACGGCUCUUAUGUGCAUGUCACCGGCUUUAUUGCUUUACCUUUUGCUCGGACUACGGAACCCUUCAACUUAGUCGCGUAUGCCCACGGUACUAGUGGAGUCUUCCGCGGCUGUGCACCCUCGACCUCCCCGAGCCUGUACGACUAUACGAGCUGGAACCAACUUGUCAUUGCGGGAUACGCCGUUGUGGCUACGGACUAUGCUGGUCUUGGCAACAACUACACGUCUCAUAAGUACGUAGCGAGCGCAGCUAAUGCCAAUGACACAUAUUGGUCUGUUGUUGCCGCUCGCAACGCAUUUCCAAAUGUCUUGUCGUACAACUGGACAUCUAUCGGUCACUCGCAAGGUGGCGACGCAGUGUGGAAGCUGUCCGAGCACAGUCUUGUCCAGGAUCCAGCCAGCGGGUACUUGGGAGGCGUGGCCGUUGCGCCUGUCUCCAAGACCUACGAUGCACUUGCUUCCCUUGACGAGCUCCGAAAGCUCCUUGUAAAUUCAGGGUCAGAUUCCCCUCUCACAUUGGGUGUGUUGCCGUCCGCUGUGCUCGGAGUCAGGGCAACGUUUCCAGACUACGACGCCCCAGUCAUUUCGCAGACGAUGAAGACCCGAAUCGAGCUUGCAAAGAUCGGCCAGUUCUGCGACGCCGCCAUCUCCGGUCUGACGAGCGAUUUGGGCUUCGAUGCUCUAUCUAACUUCACCGCCGAGUCGGACACGAUCUUGAAGCAAUUCCAGGAGCUGAACGCUCCUGCUCAAGGUGACAGUGCUUCCAAGCCCCUGCUUCUGAUUCUUGGGGCGGAGGAUACUAUUGUUUCGGAGGAGUCUGGUACUGCUUCAUGGAAGGACUCUUGUGGGCACGGGAAUAUCAUCCAUUUGAGUGUAUACCCGGGCCUAGAUCACAGUGCUGUUUUGACGGCUGCGACACCUGAGUGGCUCAGGUUCAUGCAGGAUCGCUUUGCUUCGAAUCCGGUUAAGAAUCAAUGUAUGAACGAGACUAAGAUUCCGUUCGAUCUUGACAACGCUCAGCGGCCGCUGGACACAUACUAA